Cottoperca gobio is the source of this 3633-nucleotide messenger RNA. RefSeq names its product Tnf receptor-associated factor 2b (gene traf2b). Gene Ontology annotation, molecular function: zinc ion binding; ubiquitin-protein transferase activity; tumor necrosis factor receptor binding. Bases 165 to 1724 code for a protein of 519 amino acids. The record is from RefSeq and is a predicted model, not a curated record. Gene Ontology annotation, cellular component: plasma membrane signaling receptor complex; cytoplasmic side of plasma membrane. Lineage: Eukaryota; Metazoa; Chordata; Actinopteri; Perciformes; Bovichtidae. Gene Ontology annotation, biological process: signal transduction; regulation of apoptotic process; positive regulation of canonical NF-kappaB signal transduction. The transcript has 12 exons.
UAGCGAUACAAUCGUAAACAUAGCUAAAGGUUGAGCUGCCCUUCUCUUGCGAUAGCGGACGAAUAGUUUCAUUUUCUGUCUGUCUGCAGAUAUACUGUCAAGACGCCAAGGUGAUCAGACAGACUUUUGAAAACUGGGUUAAAGCACCAGAUUGAUGGAGAAGAAUGGACCGUAUCUCGUUGGACUGCACCAACUCUCUACCAGGGAUCCCCCUCAGUGUGCUAUCAGUGCCUAUGGAGAAUAAGUACAAAUGUCAGCAGUGUCUCCAGGUCCUGAGGAAGCCUGUCCAGGCUCAGUGCGGCCACCGCUUCUGUGUCCACUGCUUCAAGCAGCUCACCAGUUCUGGGCCAAAGCCUUGUGAAGCCUGCCGCCAAGAGGAGAUAUAUGAGGAACCUAUUUCCAUUCUCAAUAGUAGUGAGGCAUUUCCAGACAAUGCAGCGGGUCGAGAAAUAGCAAGUCUUCCUGCCAGGUGUUUGAACCAAGGCUGUCAUUGGACGGGCUCAAUAAAAGAGUAUGAGGCCCAUCAUGAAGGUCGUUGUGAAUUCGAGCGGAUACAGUGCGAGGCGUGCCAAACCUCGAUCCUUUGUACGGAGAAGGACAGACAUAAUGAAAGAGAAUGUGAAGCAAGGACGCUCAACUGCAAAUACUGUAAAACCACCUUCAACUUUAAAGAAAUCAAGGCCCAUGAUGAGAUCUGUCUGAAGUUUCCCUUACAAUGCAAGGACUGUGGCAAGAAGAAGAUCCCAAGAGAAAAGUUUAAUGACCACAGCAAAUCCUGCGCCAAGUCAAAGAGUGCCUGUCCAUUCAGUGAUGUGGGCUGUAAAUAUGUGAUAGAGAACGGGAAGCACGGCGACCAUGAGCACAGCAGCACCAUGGAGCACUUGCGUCUGCUGCUGCAAAUGGUGCUGUCCGUGGCCCGGACGCGUGCCGAGCCUGCUUCUGGAGAAUGGCAGGAGGACUCUGGUCUGGGCCUGUACAGGGCUCCUGAGGAGGGAGUCAGUAUGGGCUCUGGAGCUGCAGCUUCCAUGCAGUCUGUGGACGUGGAGAAAAAGGUGAAAGCUUUGGAAAACAUUGUGUGUGUCCUGAACCGAGAGGUGGAGCGCAGUUCAGUAACGUUGGAGGCUUUCGCAUAUCAGCAUCGUUUAGACCAGGACAAAAUUGAAAACCUGUCCAACAAAGUGCGUCAGCUGGAGCGGACAGUCGACAUGAGGGACUUGAAGCUGUCCGAAACUGAACAGCUGUUGCGAGAACUCCAGUUCUGCACCUACGACGGGAUAUUCGUGUGGAAAAUCUCUGACUUCUCACGCCGCAGACAGGACGCUGUGGCCAGUCGAACACCUGCGAUGUUCUCACCAGCGUUUUACUCAAGCAAAUACGGAUACAAAAUGUGUCUGAGGCUGUAUUUGAACGGCGACGGGACGGGUCGAGGAACGCACCUUUCGCUGUUCUUUGUCGUCAUGAGGGGAAAGUGCGACGCUCUGCUCAAAUGGCCGUUCAGUCAGAAGGUGACUCUGAUGCUCCUGGAUCAGAACAACAGGGAGCACAUCAUCGAUGCUUUCCGCCCUGAUGUCACCUCCACCUCCUUUCAGCGGCCGAUCAGUGAGAUGAACAUCGCCAGCGGCUGCCCGCUCUUCUGUCCGCUGGCUAAACUGGCCGGCAAGAGCCCGUAUCUGAGAGAUGAUACCAUUUUCAUCAAAGCCAUCGUAGACCUCACGGGCUUGUAGAGUGUUGUCUGUGGAAGGCGCACCGAAGCAGAUACACAACACAAACAAUAAAACUAUAGUUUAUAUAUAUAUAUGGUUUAGUUAAUAUAUAUUAUAUAUAAUAUUUGAUACAAUAUGAAAAUAUAUCAUAUCUACACGAAACAUUAAGAAUGCCAUCAAGUGUCCCUUUAUGACGGAUUUACAAAGGGGUCUAAAAUAAUCACGGUGGUCAAUCUGUAAUGGUUAUAGUUAUCCAUCCUAUGUGAAUAGAUUAAUCAGAUUAAUAAGCGCCACGUGACGCAGGCACUGCUGUGUCACAGCCGUGCUUUAUGGAAGUUUCUGUUAACGUUUUGUAUAUUUAAGACUUUAGCCAGUGCUUGUAUUACAUCAAAAGUCUUUGAGACAGUGAGAACUUAAAUAGUUAAAUAUAUUUGACAUAAGAGAUCUGCAUUCAGAUUAAUAGGACGUUGUUGGCAUUCAAAGGAAAGCUUAUAACAAAUAUCUUUAGCAAAUACCUUGUUUAUGGUAUAUACUAAAUUCUAAUAAUUAUAACACUCCAGUCUGCAUUGUGUGGUUCUUCAAACGUGGGCCAAAUCCAUCCCUUGAACAGAAAUAUGUGGCUUCCUGACAGAAAUUGAAGUUUCCCUUUUCAUAAUUUAAACCAAAAACUUUACAUUUAAAUCCCAAUGAACCUCUUUGCUGCCCCCAUGUGAAGAGAGGCGUGUCCUGUUCUGAACUUUCUGCAAGUGUUAAACUGAUGAAUUAGCAAAGAUAAAUAACAGAAGCCACUUGAAGUUUCCUGUGAAAUCAAAGGUUUCAAUUCCAUGAUUUGAUGUCCAUGAACAGAUCGAGAGUUUUGUAACUCAAAUUUAUUAUAAAGAAGAGAAAUGGAAAUAAAGGCCUGUGAAACAUUGUCCUUACGUUGACCACCAAUACAAGACUGAAGUUUUAAUUUAUAGCAUAUAAUAGUAAGCUAAUAUUGUAAGAAAACACUUUGCAAAUUUCUGCAAGUGCUGCUAGUUACUAGAAAUCUUAAUAACAUCACUAUAUAUUAUAUUCACUUUUGGGUAUUUGGUUAUUAUACAUAUAUAACAUGCUUCUAUCCUAAUCCUAAAUCUUCUAUGAAUAUUUACAAUUAAUCCAAAUAAAUGUACAAUGUUCACUGUAUCAUCACUUUAUGAAAGUGCUUUACUAUAGAUGAUACAUUACUUUAAAUGUUUAACACAUUAAGUACUUUUAGUUUUUUGCUGAAAUAUGCUGUCAUUUUAAGGAAACCAUCAAUUAUACAAUAAAUUGAUUGGACAUUAAUCAAAAAUACAAAUAAUCAUCACAUGCAGCCUGAUUAAGGUUAUAGUACAGAUUAACUUUUUAAAUAUGCUAUAUCUACACUAUACAUUGAUGAUGUCAUCAACUGAGGAUCAAAAAUAUCCCGAGAACCAGAAUAUCUUAUAUUUAUCUGAUGAUGUUUUCAAUUAGCCGCAUAUGUGGGUCACCAAAGGCGAUUUAUAUCUUAUAUUUUAUGAUGCUUUCAGCUGCAUUCAGUAACUGUUGCUGUAGGAAAAAACAACCUCCCCUCACCUCAAACCACAGCGCUAAAAACAACUUGUUAACCCGGUUAGUGUUUUAUUUGUUUCUGUUAUGCUGCGGUCACGAAAGAGGACAUGAUGUACUGUUCCUGUCCUCAAUCUUGUUACAGAAUGUGCCCCAAAACAUUACAUUAAACAACUAUAUAAACUAAAUGUUUUGGUUUAAUCUAACUUCCAUUUUUAAAUGUUCAACAUUGACAUGGUUUUAAAUAAUACCAUGCCAUAACAUGUGGCAAUAUUGACAUGUAUGUAUAUAUUUAAGACAUAUAAUGUGGCUUACUGUCUAAAACCUCCCCUGGAAAACAACAAAGCAUAACAAUUUUAUAAAAAGUACUAACUAACUC